AGGUUCUCUGUCUUCAAGAAGGAGUGUGGAUGCAAGAGCUGCGGGCGCCUCUUCUGCUCGGGCUGCCUUAGCUUCAGGGCUGUUGUUCCCUCCUGUGGAAACGUUCAGCAGAAGGUGUGCAAGCAGUGUCAUGGAACUCUGACUGGAGAGGGAUCUCAAAGCAGUUCAGCAAAAUGGUCACCACCAGAAAACUACAAAAAGCGUGUAGCAGCUUUUGAGGCUAAGCAGAACCAGCUGAAAGAGCAACAGAAGGCAGCUGAAAGGCCCCCAUGUCAAGCAGGCUCCAGAUACCAGGGGCUCUCAAAAGAGGAUAGAGCUAUUGUAGAGAGACUGGACAGGCUCAGGGAGGAGAGGAAACCAAAGUCCAUUCCUACUCAGGCUGAGAUUGAAGCUAGGCUGGCUGCCCUGAAGGAGGACUGCUGGGGACUUGUUCCAUCCACACAGGAACUGGAGGACCGCUUGACUGUCCUGCAAGGGAGAGAUCCUCCUUCCCAGGCUCUCAGACCUGUACACCAACCUCCUGAUACUAGAAGUCUGGUCCAGCAGACAGAUGACCUUUUAACUCAACUGUCUGAGGAAGUUGCCAUUGAUGAGCAUUACAAACCAAGAGUCCAGCCUCAAGCUGUGAGCACCCAAAGUUUGAAUGAUCUCAGUGGGGAAGGUGAAGAUCCUGUUCACCCUGCAAAUCUAGACCCGAAACAGCUAGAGGAAGAGAAGAGUAAACUUCUAGCAGAAGCUGCUGCUGAGCUACAGGAAGAGAACACUAGGCAGGAAAAGAUCCUACAGAUUGCCAAGAGACUGGCAGCACUCAGAGGAGAGGACCCAGAGAAAGUUACACUGGACACCUAUAAACUCCCUGACAGUGAUGAGGAAGUGGCUGAGGAGGAGGCUGUUCUCAGAGUGCUAAAACAGCUCACAGAGGAAGCAGCCCUGGAUGAAGCAAGUGGAUUCAACAUUCCUCCAGAUCAGACCACUCAACCAGGACCCUCGCAACAGAACCUGCAUAAGAAAGCAAAGCAAAAGAGCCAGACUCCAGCCACCACAGCUCUCGUCAGGGCAGGGGAGAGUGAUGAGGAUGAGUUACCCUGGUGCUGUAUCUGCAAUGAAGACGCCACCUUGCGCUGCCACGGCUGCGAUGGGGACCUCUACUGCCAGCGCUGUUUUCGGGAAGGCCAUGAUGAGUUUGAUCUGAAGGACCACAUCACCUCCCGCUAUCAUCUUCCUCACAAGGAGAAGUGAUCACACUCUUCGUGGGCAGAAGAGAAGAUGGAGAGCAGGA
Messenger RNA from Merops nubicus (carmine bee-eater), 1279 nucleotides. It is a transcript of the gene ZFYVE19, whose product is annotated as zinc finger, FYVE domain containing 19. The record is from RefSeq and is a predicted model, not a curated record. Lineage: Eukaryota; Metazoa; Chordata; Aves; Coraciiformes; Meropidae. The transcript is spliced from 11 exons. Gene Ontology annotation, cellular component: cleavage furrow; centrosome; midbody. Gene Ontology annotation, biological process: mitotic cytokinesis checkpoint signaling; abscission. The annotation marks the transcript as partial. Gene Ontology annotation, molecular function: phosphatidylinositol-3-phosphate binding.